AUGCAACGAGGCACCUACGCCAUGCCCCCGGCCCAAAGCCCACCCCUCCACCACCCCGUCCCCCAACACAUCUCUCAAGUCCCCAAUCUCCGCUCCCCACCACCGCCCACCUCCCAACAUAAUACUGGCGGCGGAGGUGGAUAUGGCUACGGCGCUCAGCAGCAACCCGGGAUGCCGCAUCAACCACAGCAACAGCAAAACGCCUACAUGAACCAAUUCGGCGGCUUCAUGAACGAUCCCACCGCGCAGAUGGGCCUGCAGAUGGGGCAGAGUGCGAUGAAAGUCGGGCAGGAGUACGUGGAGCAGAAUUUCAACCGCUACGUCAACGUCUCCGCCCUGAAACACUACUUCAACGUCUCCAACUCCUACGUCCUCCACAAACUCCUCCUCGUCCUCUUCCCCUGGCGCCACCGCCCCUGGUCGCGACAUCAACAACCUUCGUCUUCCUCCAACCCUGCCUCUUCCAAUCAUAACAAUGCGGUCGAGUUCGCCCCGCCGCGGGAAGACAUUAACAGCCCGGAUAUGUACAUCCCCCUCAUGGCCUUCAUUACUUACGUCCUCCUCACCACCCUCCUCGCGGGACUGAAUGGCAAAUUCGAACCGCAAUUGCUUGGGAUUACUUUCAGUAACGCCAGCGUCGUUAUUAUAUUGGAGUUGGUGGUACUAUGGUUGGGACGGUACUUUUUGAACAUCAAUUCGGAAAGUCAGAUUUAUGAUUUGGUGGCUUAUAGUGGGUAUAAGUUUGUCGGGGUCAUUGUUACGAUUGCGCUUGCCGCUGCUUUUAAUGGGGGAAGAGGGACCGGGGGGUGGGUGGGAUGGGGUGUUUUCUCCUACACAUUCCUGGCGAAUGCGUUCUUCUUGCUCCGAAGUCUAAAGUACGUCCUCCUCCCCUCCGACAGCUCGCCCGCAAACCCGAGCAUGCAGACCCUUGCCCGCAGCCAACGGAGUCGGAGGACGCAGUUCUUGUUCGUGUAUAGCUACGUCGUGCAGUUUGCGUUUAUGUGGUGGUUGAGUGCGCUGGAUGUGACAGGGAGGACGGGGACGGGCACGGGGACGAAGGGGGGCAAGUGA
This is a messenger RNA of Baudoinia panamericana UAMH 10762, 1071 nucleotides long. RefSeq lists its product as uncharacterized. Gene Ontology annotation, biological process: endoplasmic reticulum to Golgi vesicle-mediated transport. The transcript has 3 exons. The record is from RefSeq and is a predicted model, not a curated record. Gene Ontology annotation, cellular component: COPII-coated ER to Golgi transport vesicle; endoplasmic reticulum membrane; endoplasmic reticulum-Golgi intermediate compartment. Lineage: Eukaryota; Fungi; Ascomycota; Dothideomycetes; Mycosphaerellales; Teratosphaeriaceae. The coding region runs from base 1 to 1071 and encodes 356 amino acids.